Molecule: messenger RNA, 5493 nt
Organism: Penicillium vulpinum
Lineage: Eukaryota; Fungi; Ascomycota; Eurotiomycetes; Eurotiales; Aspergillaceae
Exons: 2
Coding region: 1-5493 (1830 amino acids)
Molecular function (GO): protein binding
Source: RefSeq, a predicted model, not a curated record
AUGAGCAACCAACCAUGGCUAGACAGUCUGUCUGAUGACUGGCCAUCUCCAGCUUCGCCGAUCAGUCCAGCACCUAUUCUACCUGUUUUACCAGAGUCGCCUAAGACCAGUCAGCAAGGAACUCCUAGCCGCAUUCCUGUGCCUGCCCGGCGCUCCUUAGAGCAACGAUCCCCAGGAAGCAACAAAAAAGACAAGGUUACCCGACCAUGCCAUUUCCAUAGAAGAGAACCUCCGACUCCGAAAACACCCCGAACACCAAAAACACGCAAACCACGAUCGCCCUUCCCCGGUACUUUGGAAUCCAAUACCCCCAAUACUCCCAAGACCAACUCAAGGACCUACUCCAAGGCUAGUCCUAAAGCAAGUCAUAAGGUUAGCCCCAAGCCCACCCCGGGUGCGGCACGCAGGCAGCCCGCAAUGGAUACGCGUUCCCCUCUACGAUCGGUGUCAAAUGUCUCCAAAGCCUCCUCACAAUCGGAAUUCGACGGGACAGUUCAGAUUAAAACAAAAAAAGACAAAGACACAAAAGAGAGUACACCAGAAUGGCGAAGGCGACUAGUGCGCGGGGAAAUUGCCGCUGGCGAGCAACGGGAUCUGUUUGCGCCGAUGGGACUGGAAAGCGUGUUCAAGCCGCCGACACCUGGCGUUGUAACUGCGCAACAAGACUCUACCCCGUUUACGAAGCAGGACGACCAUCUGUGGGAUUUCGGCGACACACCUUCGCGACAGGAUAUGGACGAGUAUAACAGUCGCGACAAUGAACCCGAACGCGUCAUCAAUGAGGAUGAAAGGGAAGAUGGCGACCGAUUCCCGGAAGGAACCGUCAAUCGCACUCCUUGGGAGAAGAAUGGGGAGCUAGAUGUGGAUUGGGACCAGGAAGGCUUCUCACAACCGGGGAAUACACAACUACGGACAGCUAGUGGGCUGGAGGAUCUGCGCAACGAGGGAAUUACACCCAUAACCUUCUCCCGAAACAACACCGUUGAUGGCAAUGGGACUUCAGAAGUUAUCAAGUCCGCGCUGAAGCAGGUCACCAACAAGUUGGAAAGCCUGUCUAUCAAAAAUGACAGUCGCCCGGACUCCCCCGCAAGCGAUAGCUUCCUCUUCUAUAACCAUAGUGAACCUCACGCGGAUGGGUCUCCUCGAGAUGACAGCCUAUUGGACGUGACCAGUCAUUCUCUACCCCAGGACCUGUCUAUGGGGACGGUGGACUUUAACAGUCGGCGAGGAAAUCGUUCCUUCCCUCGGCGAUUCUCCCCUUCGCCCUUUCCUUCGCACCGUUUGUCCCCCACAACCCUCGCCAACUCUAAAAUCCGAAGUUCCCCCUUGUUCAAUCCCCCUCAGAAGACCGCGUCACCUGGUUUACCGCGUCCUUCCUCAUCUCAUGUUCGGCCAUCCACGGCGGGAGCAGAGAGUGAGUCCAAGAUGCCGUCAUCAGGGAGUCCAUUGAAGCUUUUCGGUAAUCAUGACACAUUUACUAAUAACAGACUUCUGCGGCGCAUGAGCCAGUUUGAAGACAAUUUCAGCGACGCAUCAGAAGGAGAGGAGCCCCCUUCGCCCUCAGAAGAAGCGCGAAGAAAAGGCGAAAACCGCGGCUUUCCAAAUGCAAGAAAUGAACCAUUACAGGAGAUUUCUCCUAGACGAAACGAACGUGUUGGUUCCCGUAAUGCUGUAUAUCGGAUCAGCCAAUUUGGGGGUGGCGAGUUGGACAAAUUUGAUUUCUCAGACACCAGUCCCUACGAGCACAAAUUGGUAUACGAUGAGGCCAGAGGGUUUGGCUCCCGCCCGUCUUCGCGCAAGCGAUCAUCAACCCGGCAGCAAUAUCUUCGUGGCCCCUCACAGCAAGGCUUGUAUCAUUACGCCAGAUCAGCGAGCUCGGGCUUCACCAGGAAACCAUCUGCCUGGAUGCGUCAGGAUUUCUUUGAUGAUAUGCGGCAAGGGACUCGUCCGAAUAAUAAGGAAAAUAUGGCCCCUGAUGUCAAGCGAGUACCCCGGGCUCCCGGCAUGGACCCCACCCCUAAACGACGUCGGACAAUUAUGAGAAACUACAGCGCUGAGCCUCAUCACAAUGGCAAUGGCGGUUCGCUUCAAAAGUACGGUGACAGCAUGUCAUUGUUGCAACGAAGUCUUAUGCAACAUGGUGUACAGCUGGAAAAUAGUGAAUACCUUGCUCCACCGGGCCUUUCUCAAUCAAGGCAACGACCUCGAACACCCACACCCAGCCAAAUACGAACCGACGGGGAAAGCAAUAUGGCACCGCACAGAGAUUUCUCCGAAUCCCAUUUCGACAAUAAUGAUUAUUCCGAUUCUUUUUCCAUUGAUGGUGACGUUCCACUAGUGAGGAUUACUGGCACCAGUGAUACCUCACGAAAAGGAUCUAUUACCACUCAGGAUUAUUUAAAUGAGGCUACGAAGAUCAUGGAUCUCAUCAGAUCCAAAGGACGCGGUGCAGCUGGAUUGACAAGUGUACAGGAGUCUGACGUCGAAAGUGAAGGCGACGACUUCAGCGACGACGACGAAUCCACCCGGGAAGCCUUUUCUCGCCCUCCGAGCCGUGACGGAACAGAUCUCCGGAAGCUGAGAGAGGUCAAGGAGUUGAAUCCGUUGAUCUUGAGUCACCUGAAAAAAUAUCAGGAGCAAGAUGAUCCAAAUGAUCGCGAAAUGUCCCUGCAUGCUCGUCAUGGCCAGGACGAGGGCCAAACCGAGCUUGGUGAAUCCAAUUCGCAAAAUAUACGAAUUCAAGGACCGAGGAAACGAAAGACUAGUGGCAUGACUGAUGACACUGCUGAAAACAUCGCCCAGGAUCUGAUGACUAUCAACACGCAAAUGUCUGGCUUCAGCGUCACCUCUGUACCCACAGGCUCCUCGCAAAGUUCCCAAGUGAAGGGUAUGCUAGCUUCUGACCUUGUAGCCCACUUGAUCCCGAAUGAGGUCAACGGCUUCAAGUAUGACCGUGCAAAGAACCAAUGGGUGAAAGAUGAGGCGGAAGAACCACAGGCGCCAGUUGCCGAAGCCCCUGAGGAGGCCGAUGAUCCAUUCAGGGAUAUUCCAGAUCUUAGUGUAGACGAGCUCCAGGAGAUGAUGCGAGUUCAUGGUCUCAGUUCUCCCCCAAAGGGCGACGCUCCACCUGAUCGAGAUCGAGAGCAAAUCAAGGCCCGCGGUCCUUUGGCUGCCAACACGUCCCCGAAGAAACCUGCUGCUCGACCACACACGAGGGAUGGAGAACCAUCUCUCGAUGCAAGCUCGGUCCAAUCAAGAAUUACUCGCUUCACGUCCAGUGUUCCUAACACUGGGACAAGAGCUACAUCAUGGGGCACGGACGAGACCGCAGAAAGAAAAACCUCCGAGCAACGAAAACUUGAGGCCCAGCGCGAGGACCCGUUGUCUUCGAAGACCCCUCGAUCUCUAGGAAAACAAGCACGGGUCUCGACAGUCAAUCUCUCAUCGCCUGUUAUUUCACGUCCCUCUUCUCGGGGUGAGCGUGAUACCGCCCAGUCUGAUCCCAACGCGAAUCACACCUACCUCGGAAUUGUGCCAGAUGAGGAUACAGACCACGGAAAUGGACCAAUACGGCCAUCUGUUCCUCCCACGGGGCGUCAAACUUCAGUCGGUGGACAGCCAUUCAUUCGACGUCCCAUCUCUAGAAUUGAGGAGAGGAAUGAGGAGACUGUUGAUGACCAAAGCCUCGUUCGCAGGAACGACUCACUUCAUGUUCAAGAAACGCCUGCUAGAGCUGGAGCAGAGAAUUCUUUGAUACCUCUCCAGAGCGCUGGGCCUGACACAAGCUACAGCUUCCACCUCAGUCCACUUGCGGACUUUACCGUCAAUCAAGGUGAUAAACCCUUGAACCUUGAAAUGACCUAUGUGGCGCAACGUACAAACCCGUCCUCUUUGCGACAAGUGCACGGGACGUUCGCAUUGGCAACCGAAGAUUUGAUCAAGCAUAUUACCGACGUUGAACCAUAUGAGCCUUAUUGGGAACACGUGCGCCGCCUUGUAUUGCGCCGGAAGGGAUUGAUUACAUUGCACAAGCUGAACGAAUUCUGCCCCCGACUAGAGGAGUUAGAUGUUUCCGAUAACGAUAUUGGCCAAUUGAGUGGCAUUCCCUCGACCCUGAGAACCCUCAAGAUCCCUAGAAACUGCCUCUCUAACCUAACACCCUGGGGUCACAUGAUGAAUUUGCAGUAUUUGGACGUUUCGGGAAAUGAUAUUGAGACGUUGGAUGGCUUCGCGAGCUUGAUUCAUCUCAGGGAAUUAAAGGCGAAUGACAAUCAGAUCCGCAACAUAGAUGGGAUUCUUGGUCUGAAUGGCUUGCUAAACCUAAAGCUGAGCAACAACUCUAUCACUGCAGUGGAUUUUGAAGGGACCGAGUUGACACGCCUUCGCGAUCUUGACUUGAGCCAUAACUGUCUGACAUCUGUUCGGAAUCUCGAAUGGCUUCCGUCACUUACCGCUCUUGAUGUCAGCGCCAAUCAGAUCAGCCGUUUCGAGUCCUCUGCUUCACUUAUCAGUCUCCGCGCUCUGAAACUUUCUGAAAAUAAAUUGGAAGCUUUGGAUGCACGAGCUUUCUCUUCUGUGAGCCUUCUCUACCUCGAUCAAAACCAUCUUUCUACCGUUACUGGCCUUGAGACUUGUCACAAUCUCGAGGUACUAUCUCUCCGAGAGCAGACACCGUCCAAAAAGGACGUUGAACACAGGCUGGAUAUUGAUUUGGGACUUGUCAAGGAUGUUCGCAAAGUCUUUUUAUCCUCUAACAAGCUUUCUCGCGAAAGUGUCUGCCCUUCUGCUCCGCUUCUGCGACUUCAACUUCUUGAUAUAGCUGCAUGCUCAUUGAAAAGUCUCCCGAGCGAUUUUGCUUUAAGCUUCCCGAACCUCAAGGUCCUGAAUCUGAAUUUCAACUCGGUGGAUGAUGUUGAGCCACUUGUUGGAAUGAACUGUCUUGCCAGGCUGAUGAUCGUCGGCAACCGUCUCUCAAGGAUGAGAAGGGUCUGUCAAAUCCUCGGUCGACUAGGAAAAACCGGAAAAGGAACUGCAUGUUCCUUACGCAAGCUUGAUCUCCCGGUGACUGGAAGUGGCAAUGCCGAUCGCAAGAACUUAAAAUCUCAAGAGCAAGCAGUCGUCCGGCACCAAAAAAGCCACAGGAAUCUUUCUGAUGCGCUAUCUGAACUCGGAAACGAUGAUCAGAUCUCUCAUCGCGCCACAACGGGCGAUGGGCCGAAGACCGAGCGAGAAAUCGAAGUCGACGACCCAUACACAGUCCCGUUCGCCGACCCGCAAGCGGAUAUGAAGUACCUAAGGCACCUCGAUCAAGCCACACGUCUACGCCGAAGAGUGUUAGAACUCUUGCUCUAUGCCGGCACAAGUGGCUCUAUCCACACACUCGACGGACUAGACCUUCGGCCCUCACUAGGCGACGAGUGCUCCGACAUGAAUAAAGCGUGGGACAGACUGGAGCAUCUUGGUGUAUUGCGGAGGAAAGCGAUCAAAAAUUAG